Molecule: messenger RNA, 1325 nt
Organism: Carya illinoinensis
Lineage: Eukaryota; Viridiplantae; Streptophyta; Magnoliopsida; Fagales; Juglandaceae
Product: protein FAR1-RELATED SEQUENCE 12-like
Exons: 3
Coding region: 383-1129 (248 amino acids)
Source: RefSeq, a predicted model, not a curated record
CCAACUGUAUCACAUCAUAAUUCAUAUGCUUCAAUGUCGUUGGUCCGUCCUACCAUACUGACCGUCGGAUCCCAGAUUCUCCUACUCCUGCCGCUCCCCUCCGGAUCUGUCUCCUCUCUGUUUCCACCAUCGAUAAUCUUUCACUGUUGAAACUCAGCCCAACAUACAAAGCCGCCCCCCAGAGCUUCCGGCCCGUCCAUUUAUGUUUCAGAGAUUGAAUCGAAUUUCAUACGAUUUAUGAACAUGUAAUAUAAGCUGGUGGUGAAAAUUGAAAUGAAUCUGCAGAAUAUGGAUGUGGGGUGUCUUCUUCGGUGAGCGGAAAAUCCAUACAUUGUGAAACUGUUAUAUAUAGAUAUUAAAUCUUUAAUAUAUUUGGAGCGUAAUGGCUGGGAUCGCUGGUAUACAUGACCUUCUAGGCAGUGAUGAUGGGGUUUCUGAUGAGGAAACCGUUGAAAACUCUGGAGAACUUGAAGCCACGGAAGAUGGGCUAUUGCAGCAUUGUUUAAACAGUGUUUCGAAUGAUCAUUUGAGUCAAAUAGAACCUUCACGAGGAGAUUUAACUGUGGAAAGCUUGGAACCAUAUAUUGGGAUGGCUUUUCCAUCGUUGGAUGAUGCAAGGGAUUUCUAUUAUGACUAUGCCAAGCAGAUGGGUUUCACCAUUAGAACAAAUCGGAUCAGACACUCACUAAAGAACACGGCUAUAAUAGGGAGGGACUUUGUUUGUUCAAGAGAAGGAUUCCGUGCUGCAAAGCAUACACUUAGAAAAGACAGGGUUCUUCCUCCGAAGCCAAUUACGCGAGAAGGGUGCAAAGCGAUGAUCAGGCUAGCCGCAAGGGAUGGAGGUAAAUGGGUUGUUACCAAAUUCGUGCGAGAGCACAACCACAAGCUGAUGGCUCUUUGUAAACUAUCUGGUGAACUGCCUAUCAUAAAUAUACUUAGUGAGGAAGAGAAGGAUAAGAAGAUCCAGGAUCUAUAUGAUGAGCUUCAGCAUGAAAGAGAGCGAUCUUCAGCAUUCCGACAACAGCUAUGCUUGAUUCUCGAAGAUAUUGAGGAACAUGCUCAAUUUAUGUCCUUAAGAGUUGAAGACAUUGUUAAUAGCAUGAAAGAAAUUGAACUCGGAAAUAAAUAGUUUCAAGCCACUGACAAUGAGUUUUUGAAAACCAUAAUUUUUGACCCGUUUGCCAACCUAGAUGUUUAGAUUCCGUCUUGUGAGUCGUACUGCCUGAAAUUUCGUACCGAUCUUUUGAUUGUAAUAUGAAAGAAGAAAUACAUUGCUGGGGUCCUGGCAAAACGAAGAAAGGAAAAAGAAAAACAUGUUGACUCUC